UAAGCGACGCCCGAAGAAUUUACGGCUCGAAAGUCGAAAGCGCGGUCUCGAGAGAGUCUAUUAAGUUUGUUUGGUAAAAAAUCUCGUUUCCCUCCAACUUUUCAUCAACAAUAUUUGAAUCGCUUAUUAUUCUUGCCGCAAGAUUCUCUUCUCUGGUUUGCCCUAGAUCUAGAAUUUCCUUUUCCGGUGUCCUUUGAGGAUGAAGCGUAAGGGAGGACAUAAGAAAGGGAACAAGUCUAAAAAGUCCACUGAACAAGACAAGUUGAAUGAGUCGGUCCAAGACAGUGACUCUGAUCAAAGUUGUGAACAUGAAUCUAAAAUGGUGGAGGUUACUUCCAGUUCACCUAGUGUAGUAGAUCCGGUUAAGUCUGUCGGGCGUGUUAAGGUUAAACUGAAGACCUCCAAAGCAGCACCAGAACCUGAUGUUCCAUUGCCUACUACUAAGACUAGUCCUCAAGUUGAGAGAAAAGAGGAACCUGUUCCUCUUCGUCUGCCCGAGAGAAAACCAGUUCUUAAUGUUUAUAGGAAGAUGAAAGGUAUUAAGAUCAAGUCUUGGAAGGCUGCUGCUGAUGGAUCUAGCUCCGCUACUGCUGUUGAUACUGCUGUCAAGGCUCAAGAUGAUAUUGUACUUGUUAAGGAGCCUGAUGAGAAGACUUCUCAAGUCAAGAAGCCAGAACCUGAAAGCGCACCCGUUUCUUCUCAGAAUCAGCAGAAGAAGACUGAUCAGAUUUCGCGGUACAAUAAGCAAGAACUGGAAGAUUCUCUUACGGUGGUCAAGAAGAUUAUGAAGAUGGAAGCCGCUGAUCCCUUUAAUGUUCCUGUGGACCCUGAAGCUCUUGGCAUUCCUGACUACUUCGAUAUCAUCAAGACACCUAUGGAUUUUGGAACAGUAUGCAGUAAUCUUGAAAAAGGCAACAUAUAUAUGAAUUCUGAGGAUGUUUACAAGGAUGUCCAGUACAUCUGGAAUAACUGUUCCAAGUACAAUAAGAAAGGCGAUUAUAUCGUGGACCUUAUGAAGCGAGUUAAGAAAAAUUUCAUGAAGUACUGGGCUGCCGCGGGAUUGUAUACUGAGCAAUCUCCAGAGAGUACUCAACUAGAGGAUGGUGGAAAUGCAUCCUCCAAAGGUAGUCAAUCCAAGCAGAAGAGCCAGAAGCGCCAUGGAAGGCAUCACAAGAGUGAUUGUAUGUGUGCGGUAUGUAUUUUGAAGCGACGUAAAAGAGAACGUCACAGUUCUCAAGGAGCAGUUGAGGAAUCUUCACCUGUGAGAAGUCCGUCUAUGGAUAAUUCAUCUAUAAAUAUGCAUGAGGAGCAGGACAUGGAUGUUGAUGUUGACAACAAAACUGGACAAGCAGGAAAAACAGAGAUCGUGGAACUAGAUGAUAGUCCAGUGGCAAAACGACAAAGAGUUGGUGAAAAUGUGGAGGAAGUGGAAACCAUUGAGGUGGAGAGUGAAACUAAAACCAAACCUGCUGUCGAGGAUAAGACUCAAUCGAUUGAUAGAUCGGCAGAAGAGACUGGUGACGAGCCCCUGACCAGUGCUGCAGAGAAACUGGUUGUUUUAGCUUCUUUUGAAGGUCCAAAAUCAACUCAGAAUGAUGAGGAAGACAAGGCAAAACGACUCCGAGAGCAGAAGGAGUUAGAGCGUAAACAAUGGAGAGCUAAGAUGCAUGAGAAGUUCCAACUCAGAAACCCUCAGCUGCUAAAUCUCUGCGAGACUAUCUUUCCUAACAGCAAAAACCACAGUUCUGUCUGGAACGGACCUCACUCACUGUUUAAACGUCCAGAAGGCUCAAAUCGUACUAGUUCCUUACACAAAGCAGUUGAGGCCUUGAUGAGAAGUAGUAAUUAAGGAUUCACAUGUAACAUAUAACGCUUUGCCUGUUUAGAUAUGUUUUGAUUGAUACUUCAAAUGUUAAAACACCAUAAGAUUGUUAUCACUGAAAGCAGAAACAUCAAUCUGUUCUUGAAUUUUUAUGACACUGGAUUCGCUUUUACAUAAUGAUUUACUGA
Raphanus sativus (radish) is the source of this 2010-nucleotide messenger RNA. RefSeq lists its product as uncharacterized. The record is from RefSeq and is a predicted model, not a curated record. The coding region runs from base 200 to 1849 and encodes 549 amino acids. Gene Ontology annotation, molecular function: protein binding. The transcript is spliced from 8 exons. NCBI's taxonomy places the organism in Eukaryota, Viridiplantae, Streptophyta, Magnoliopsida, Brassicales, Brassicaceae.